This is a messenger RNA of Scaptodrosophila lebanonensis, 1366 nucleotides long. RefSeq lists its product as uncharacterized. NCBI's taxonomy places the organism in Eukaryota, Metazoa, Arthropoda, Insecta, Diptera, Drosophilidae. The record is from RefSeq and is a predicted model, not a curated record. The transcript has 3 exons. Bases 280 to 894 code for a protein of 204 amino acids.
AGACCCGGGUUGCUUGGGUGCUUCGGUUGGGGUGAUCCGUAGUGCGCAAACGCUAAGCCGAAACACCCAAAAAACAACCCACCUGUCAAAAAUAUGAAUAGGUUCCAGAAAGUCUUUCACAUAAAUUGAAUCAUCGCGAGUUUGUGUAGUGAAACAAAAAAGAAUUUUGCCAAAAAAAAAGUACCAAAUACCAACCGAGCAGCCAAGGAAAAAGAGCAACCCACCAACAAAAGAAUAACCAAGCGUAAUAAUAUAAACAUAAAAUAAAGAAAUCAGGAUAUGGAACAGAUCUGGCACAAAGUUUGCAAGCACUACGAUGUGCCCGAGCAGGUGGCCACCACCUGGUAUAAACGCAUUGAGCAACAGCUGAGCGUGGACAGUCCGACCCGUGCUUACCAUAACUGGAAAAUGAUGCAGCGGAAACUUGAGCAUCUGGCAGACUGCGCGCCCAGCAUCGCGCUGGCCGCAUUCUUUCAAUACUAUCAUUUCGAUGGAAACCGUAGUUGUGUGCAACAGAAUUGCGUGGUUUUCGAGGAGUUUUGUCGUGAUGCAAUGAUUGAGGAUGAGGAUGUCAAAUCACUAAUAUGCAAUCUACUGGGACGGAAAACACCCGAUAAUGAGGUAACAUGGUGCCAUGAUGACGAGGCUAACUUGUUGCAAGAUGUGGAUCUGGUUGUGUUGGCCGCUCCACCGGAGGAGUAUAAACACUACACGCAGCUGCUACGUUACGAGUAUGCGAAUAUGAGCGAUGAGAACUAUAAGAUGAUGCGUGUCAAGGUACUUGAAACUUUGUUACUGAUUCCAAGCAUAUAUGCCACGCCCAGCUAUCAUGAGAAGUACGAGGAACGUGCACGGGCGAAUAUACGACAGGAGAUAAGCGAAUUAAAGAAAUAGGCAUAUUAAUUUAUCGGCUGAAACUUACAUACAUACUUCUACCUUCAAUUUAUAAAUGUUUUAUUCAGGGCUAUCGACGGACUAGUUAGUUUUGCUGUUAGUGAUUUGUUAAAUUUCUUAGCUAGCCAAUUUACUUGCAAUACUACACAUGAUUUUUAUGAUGACUCCAACUGCCCAAAACUUAUAAUCCGUUUACAGAAAAAAGUCCAAUUACAACUAAAAGUCGAGAUUAUUCAGCUUAAUAUUAACAUAAUGUACCUCAGCUUAGGGUAUGGUACAAUAAAAGCAUGUAUUGUAAACAUAGGAUUGCAUAUACGUAAUUGAUGUCUGUUAAAAAAAAAAAAGAAAAUAUGAAUAAAGUCAAUGUAUAUAACAAGAAAACAAUUGUUUUACUUAAACCAUCUCGAAAGAAACUAAGAAAUUAAUCCGCAGUAAGUACAUAAAAGAAAUAACAAUACAAGGUAUAAAUGAA